UAUGCCAGCGGUAGUAAUUCAUCGGUGUACAAAGAAGGCGGCAUUAUCCACGAUGGUUUUUUCGUCUUUAUAAACACGCGUUAAUACGCGAAACGUUUAGUUUUUUUUUUUGUUUUAAAAAAUUUUGAAAUAAUGAGUAUGAUAGGUAUUAUCGUUUCCGGUCGUUUGGUUCAAACAGAUUUUCAACAAAUUGAAGAAAAUCAAUUUUUAAUCACAGUUCCCGAUGCUGAUAAUAUCAAUCAUGUUGUUGUCUUUCUUACUGGAACAGUUCCGUUUAUAGAUGGAAUGGGUGGUGCUGUAUAUUUUAGUUGGCCUGAUUCGAAUGCCCCACCAAACUGGCAAUUUUUGGGAUAUAUUUCAAAUAAUAAGCCCUCUGCUAUAUUUAAAAUUUCAAACUUGAAAAGGAAUCAUGAGUUUGAAAAUAGUAAUUUAGAAAUAUUUGGAAUAGGUAAAAUUUCUCAUGUUGCUCAAGUAGGUAUUUCUGUUGAACCACUUAGUAUUUUGGAGCAGCAAGCAGCUGUAACAACAGCAAAUGCAACAAAUUCUUUUAUAGAAUUUGCACAAAAAAUGAUUACAAGCUUUCUGAAUUAUGUAUCUAGUUUCUCUGUAACUCAAGCACAAAUGACAGCAAAUCCUACAGAAAAUUUUGUACCUCUAUCAACCAUACAAGGAUGGUACGAAACCUUCGAAAGACGGCUACAACAGAAUCCAAAUUUUUGGAAAGCAUGAUCGAAACAUGAAGAUAUCUGGUAUCUAGUACAUUCGUACUCUCUACUUUGUUUAAGUAACAAAAGUACUUGAUCUGUACUAAAGUAAAACAAAAAGUGUAUAUUAUUACAUUUUGUUUAUUAUUUAAUCAAUUAAAUUUUAA
Molecule: messenger RNA, 871 nt
Organism: Ceratosolen solmsi marchali
Lineage: Eukaryota; Metazoa; Arthropoda; Insecta; Hymenoptera; Agaonidae
Product: protein OPI10 homolog
Exons: 3
Coding region: 133-729 (198 amino acids)
Biological process (GO): protein import into nucleus
Cellular component (GO): nucleus; cytosol
Molecular function (GO): Hsp70 protein binding; nuclear import signal receptor activity
Source: RefSeq, a predicted model, not a curated record